This is a messenger RNA of Xenopus laevis (African clawed frog), 709 nucleotides long. It is a transcript of the gene nicol1.L, whose product is annotated as chromosome 4 open reading frame 48 L homeolog. The transcript is spliced from 4 exons. The record is from RefSeq and is a predicted model, not a curated record. The coding region runs from base 174 to 458 and encodes 94 amino acids. Lineage: Eukaryota; Metazoa; Chordata; Amphibia; Anura; Pipidae.
UAAUCUGUUGCUAUGACAUUUCACCAUGGUAACAAGCAUCACCUAAUUCACUGUAUGGAAAGCCUUUCUCUGGUUCCAGCCUGAAGCAGCCAUUUCUGACACGGAGGCGACAAAGGGAAAGGAGAGAGAGAGACGGGCAUUAUCAGGUGUGCUGAUCCUAUAGAUACCAGGCAAUGCCUUCCAGAAGCACAUCAAGGUGCAUCUACUCCAUGCUCUUCCUCAUGCUAACGAUGGGGCUGCCGUUCAUGAAGCUGGUCUCAGCGGAUGAACCCUCUGGAACCACUAUCCCCCCUGAAAGUCGCCCCUGUGUUGAUUGCCAUGCCUUUGAAUUCAUGCAGAGAGCACUGCAAGACCUGAAAAAGACAGCAUACAAUCUGGACUCACGGACAGAGACCCUUCUGCUUAAGGUGGAGCGGAGAAGCCUCUGUGACUGCAUCACCGCCGAGGGCUUGAGCUGAACAUCUCCCAUCUUGGACAAGGACAUUCUCCCUUAACCCUUCUGCUGCUGGAAAGAGGUUACGGCACAUUGCUCCGGAGUGUCUGGCAGGUCCCACCGGCAGCGAAAGGGUUAAACACCGACCAUGCCACGAACAUCGAUUUCACAUGACACCAUAUAUCACCUUGACACUGUAAUGUGCAUGUAUGCGUGCAAGAAUUUGUAAACGGGGUUCUUAGAAUAAAAUCAUUGGGAUCUUUUUUAAAAAAAAAA